AUGGUGGCCCAACUGCUAGGGCUGGCCUUUUUGUUUCUACCUGCAAGCCUGGUCACCUCCACAACAUAUGAGGUGAAAAUUAACGAACACUGGGAGGUUUUGUAUCGGGAUACCAGUGUGUAUGGUGUUCUGGGCAAAGCGGUGAUCCUUGAGUGCGGUACAACCUUACCUGACGUGUACAUCUGGAGCUUCACAAAGCCCGGGACUGAAGCUAUUAAAGCUGUGGUGUUGGAUUUGGGGAAAGGGCCGAGGAUCCAGAAGCUGGCUGAGACGCUGGGGCGGCUCUCCAUCAUCUCAAACAGUGCAUCUGUGAGCAUCGAGCAGCUGCCAGUGGCCGCACAUGGCCUCUACACCUGCCAGGCUUUCUACGACAUGCCAGGGGAGCCGGUAGUCUACUACUACUAUGUGCACCUCACUGUCCGAGUUCCUGUAAGUAAGCCUUACCUCCUGAUGAGCGAUGUCUCUCCAGUGGAGGGAUCUACAAUGUGGAUGAGCUGUAAUCUGGAAAAUGGGACUGGGCCGAUUCGGUAUGUGUGGCAGCAUGAGACCCGGAGAGGCAACAUCUCAGCUUUUGCACAGGGAAACACCGGCGUCAUCAACGUGACCGACGUCAACCGCAACCACACCGGCUGGUACCGCUGUGUGGCCAGCAACGCCGUCAACAGCGAGACCUCUAACCGGUUAUGGCUUGAUACUAUCUUUGGCCCGGACAUCCCUCAGAUAGACGUGACUCCGUACAGCAUAACGGAGCGGGGGUAUUCGGCCCUGGAGAGAGAGACUGUUUCUCUGCUGUGUCAAGCCCAGUCCAACCCGGCCAGUCAGUACGUCUGGUUCUACAACAACUCCCAGAUCUACACCGGGCCGCAGUUAACCAUCACCAAGAUCCUCCGCAUGCACACUGGUGACUACGCCUGCUUGGCACAGAACACUUACCUCAACACCCGCUCCAGAAAAACCAUCAGCCUGACUGUCUACUACCCCCCCGAUGGCUCCCCGUCCUGCUCUGUGGAGCCGGCUCUGAAUCACACCUCUCUGAGGCUGCUCUGCUCCUGGCCCGGGGGAUUUCCCUCUCCAUCCCUCCACUGGACCGGACAGCUGAAACAGUUGGGACAAAACGAGGUCGACACUGAGCAGCAAACAAAUCCACUAACCAACACUGCCAUCUUGCUGCCGCCUGAAGGCCUGGCUUCCAACAACAGCUUGUUUACUUGCAUGGGCUCCCACCUGGCACUCACACAACCAACAGAAUGCAGCACACGCACAUAUAUUCCCACUACAGAGCCGGUGUGCUUUGCAUAUGUGACAAACAGCAAACAGUAUCUGAUGCUGUCCUGCUCCUGGGAUGGAGCCGCCCCAAAAGCCUUGGUGUGGUGGGAAGGCCCGGGCGAACAGGGCAAAGGCGGUCAGGAAAACUCCAACAUCUUGAUCCUUCGCUACGGCACUGCCCGCAACGGGAAACCCUACACCUGCUACGCUAAGCAUCCACUUCUGGUCCAAACCAAAACCUGCAGGCUCACACUGGAGGCUCCUCAAUUGCUGACGCGGAGCAGAGUUGUUUCUGUUUACGAAGGGAGCGAUGUUCAGCUCAUCUGCAACCUCAGAGACAACUACCUUCCUGUCAGUGAAAUCACCUGGUUCAACAAUCAGGGUGUGGAUGUCCGAGACACCUCCAAGUAUGCUCUGCUGCGAACAUCUGCAUGGGCCAAUCUGACUGUGAGGGACACGAAACAGACUCAAGACAGCGGCGAGUACAGGUGCACCACCUCCAACGCGGUGGGAGGAACGGAUAUCAACGUCACUUUAGUGGUUAAAAGGCACCCUAUGCCACCCAAUGUGACCCUGGUCAGCGUGAUGUACAACAGCAAACAGCGUAACGAGGUGGAGCUGGAGUGGCAGCUGGAGGACGAAGAACCAGGAGGUUGGACAGGUUUUAUCCUGCAGCACGUAUGGGUGUCAGAGAGACCAGGAAGGAGAGGCAGCAACAACGAUUCAAAGAAGGAGGCAGAGGAGAGGAUCGGCCCACCAGUCUGGUACCAGAACAUCAUCCAGGACCCAGAAGUCAGGAGUCACACAGUCGGGCGACUGACACCGACCGUUACCUACCAGUUCCGCAUCACACCUGUCAACCACCGCACCAUCGGACACCCUUCUGCAGCAAAGACCCCAGCGGAGCCGAGCUACAAUGCUUACCCUGCUGUGAUUGGAGCAGCUAUAGGCGGGAUGUUCAUUGCAGCCUUGAUCACAGUGCUGCUGCUUGUGUUCAUAAUCCGCAACCGCAACAACAAUCCUCGACUACAUGACUUGCUGUUUGGUUCGUGA
Trematomus bernacchii (emerald rockcod) is the source of this 2319-nucleotide messenger RNA. RefSeq names its product V-set and immunoglobulin domain-containing protein 10-like 2. The transcript is spliced from 10 exons. The record is from RefSeq and is a predicted model, not a curated record. Gene Ontology annotation, molecular function: protein binding. Lineage: Eukaryota; Metazoa; Chordata; Actinopteri; Perciformes; Nototheniidae. Bases 1 to 2319 code for a protein of 772 amino acids.